Molecule: messenger RNA, 2191 nt
Organism: Camponotus floridanus (Florida carpenter ant)
Lineage: Eukaryota; Metazoa; Arthropoda; Insecta; Hymenoptera; Formicidae
Product: zinc finger CCHC domain-containing protein 8 homolog
Exons: 7
Coding region: 43-2040 (665 amino acids)
Cellular component (GO): catalytic step 2 spliceosome
Molecular function (GO): RNA binding
Source: RefSeq, a predicted model, not a curated record
UGAAAAUAUCGAGGAUUUUAUCGUGUUUCUUGUCUGUUUAUCAUGAACAGCGGUAUUCACGUGCUUAACCCGAAUAUGGAAACUAUUCCUUUAGAUUCGACGAUCACCAUCGAAGACACGGAGUCGGAGACGGAUAUGAUCGAGUUGGAUUCGAGUUGCGACACGGACAUCGCUUGUCUCGACGGCAAUCCCAUAUACGAUCCGAAGAACAAUGAGAACUCGUCCCCGAUCGACGACAUCGAUGCAACUAACGACGAGGUGACAACUCACUCGUCGAAAGAUUUACAGUCCGUCUCGUCGAACGACGAUGUUCGGCAACCCAUUUUUAAGGUUAUGUUUCGUGACGAGAGUGUCUCGAGGCAAUAUCGACAACAAAUAAAAGAUUUUUUGCAUUCUUUAGUGCAAUUAAAACCAUCCAAUAAGCAAGAUGUAAACGUAUCAAGUUUGAUUUUAGAAGUUUGGGAUAAUAAAGAUAGUUCCAAAGAUCAAGAAUUGUCUAUCGAUAUAGAAGACAAUAAUGCAUUAAAUGAUAGCACAGAAAACACUGAUGUAUGUGAUUCACUGUUUAUGAUUGAUAAAAAGCCAACUUUCCUGAAUGAUUUAGAUGUUCCAACAUAUGGACAAAAAUAUGAGGAUAUUACUGAAGAAUCAAACUCUGUAACAAGAAAAGGUUACAUGCCAAAAUUAAAUUGCUUCAAUUGUAAUGGAAAUCAUAAUUUUCGAGAUUGUCCAUUGCCUAAAAAUCAAAACAAUAUUAAUAAAAAUCGUAAAGAAUUUAUGAAAAAUAAUUCAGGAGUUCGGUAUCAUAUGAGUGAGGAUCAAAGGUUUAGUCAUAUGAUUCCUGGUCAGUUAAGCCACAAACUACGAAAGGCUCUAGGAUUGAAAGACAAUCAACUACCUAAGCACAUAUAUAGAAUGAGAUUACUUGGCUACCCUCCAGGGUGGCUGGAAGAAGCGCGCUUACAACAUUCUGGAUUAUCAUUGUUCAAUUCUGAUGGAAUAGCGGAAACUGAUCCAAAUGAAGAAGAGGGAGAAAUCAUUACAGAUAUAGAUAGAGAUCAAUAUGAUAUAAAAAAAAUAUAUGACUUUCCUGGUUUUAAUGUGCCCUCUCCUCCUGGUACUAUUGAUGAUAGCCACAAAUAUCGGGCACCAAAAAUACAACCUAUGCAUAGUAAGGAAAUAAUGUUAUUAUACUUACAAGGUAAAAAAACCGAUGACGGUUAUAAGCGAAAAAAAUUGAAAUUAUCUACAUCAAUAGUUAAUGCUUUAGAUAUGUCUAGUGAUAUGGACAUAGAAGAUACGGGAGGAGAAAAUGUUGUGGAAAAUGUGCCUGUUAAUGGACAUUUUAUACCACCAUUACCAACAGAAUCAGUGCAAACGCCACCAGCACCACCACCAUCUGAAUUAUUUCAAUCAAUAACAGAAGAUUCAGACUCACAGUCGCAAGAAUUGCCUUCCCUUGAUUCUGUGGAUGAUAUAGUCUUGACUGCGAAUUCACCGUCUCUAUCUGACUUAGAAAGUACAAAAAAAAAAUUACUCAUAGAACUUGAAGAUAAUAGUUCGCAAUCUAAUUCUGGUUCCACAUCACUUAAAAACGAUUUAAACAAUACAUUUGCUGCAUUUUCCAGUAUAGCAGUUACGGCUCAAUCAAAUUGCUCUUCUAUCUCUCAAGAAUGCUCAAAUGCUGAUAAAGAUUCUAUAGGGUCGGGUUCACAAUUUCAUCUAUCACUUAACAAUGAAUUGAACAGCAAAUUAGACAUGUCAAUUCCCAAUGAAACAAUGUCUCAAUUCAGUUCUACUCCAAUUCUAUCUUCUAAAUUUCUAAAUACAAGUCAAACUUCUGUCAAGUCAGUGCACUUAGGUACACCGAUAUUGCAAAGUACUUCCCCAUAUAAUAAACUACCGUCAUCAGAAAAAUUUUCCAAAGAUAUUUGCGAUGUUAUCAAUUUCGAAAAUUUACCUGACACGACAGGUAAAUAUGAACAAAUGACAGGAGUCUUGCAAAAAGUAAGAAAUACUAUGGCAAGAUUGCAUCAAUAAGCAUAAACAAUUUACACAGGACUGAUACAUUUAGUAAGUAUAUGAUAUUUAUACAGAAAAUAGAAUAAGUAAUAUGUGAGAUUAUGAAUGAAAAUACUGAAACGCCAUUUAAAAAAGUUAUUCUUUUUUUUUUUAACUCGAUAAAAGAUAC